Molecule: messenger RNA, 348 nt
Organism: Pediculus humanus corporis (human body louse)
Lineage: Eukaryota; Metazoa; Arthropoda; Insecta; Psocodea; Pediculidae
Exons: 3
Coding region: 1-348 (115 amino acids)
Source: RefSeq, a predicted model, not a curated record
AUGGAUCCUAACAUUCCUGAAACGGGAGAACAACAAAUGAAAUCCUUAUAUCCGGACCAGGAAACUUGUUGUGUGAAAAUAUGUGGAUCUCUCAAAGAUGGACUUUGCAUAAAUGAAAAAAAAGGAUCGAAAAAAUGCAAAAAUGAAAAUUUAAUUAGUUACGAGGAAGCUUUGGACCAAUCCGCGGAAUGCGGUGCCAGCGAUUUAUUAGGAUCCCGCGUGCCUACGAUGGAAUGCACAGCCUCCGAACCUUAUAAUUCACCACAUAAAUUAGGAUCCGGAGCCCAAAAGUAUUCGUACGACACUACUUCUAUUAUUAUUAUUAUUAUUAUUUUAAUUUUAAUUUGA